AUGUCAGAAUAUGGCUACAGCGUGCAACGGUGUCGCUCCUACAGUCUGAGCCGAACCUUCAGUAGACCAUCGUCGCCCGGCAGAGUAAGUUGGCGGUAGUAUUGUAAUGUAAAAACAGUUAUGUAGGACCGUGUCCAGUCCGAGUUUGGUGCCCAGCUUCACGCCACAGUACGAGUCGUACUUGAGUAGACAAGACCCAGUACGACGAUACCAAAGAGACCGGUCAUUGGUAUGUUACUUUGCAAGUUAUGUCAUAUACUUGUACCUUGAAGCUUUUACUAGUAAUAUCAACAUACUUAACGUUUGCAAUGUUUAUAUAGCUUUACCAUUGUAAAAUGAUACAUGCAGACGUUUCAUGUUACAGGAUUACACAAGAGCCUACAACCGCUACAAGUACUGUACGCCGUACCAAGGCGGGUACUAUCCUCGGUACUAUCUGAACACCGAUUACAUCGGUACACAUUCCUACUACUGGGGUAACCUGAACGCAUAUUACCCACAAUACAGAAGUCAUGUCAACGACUACGGCUCCAACAAAUACAUCGCCGGCUUCUACUCGAACUACCACCAGCCACUGUACGACCGGUCGUACUACUCCACCUACAGUAAGCCGUACUAUCACUCGUCGUACAAAAGCUAUUUCAGCACGUUAUAUGGUUAUUGA
Messenger RNA from Bursaphelenchus okinawaensis, 664 nucleotides. Lineage: Eukaryota; Metazoa; Nematoda; Chromadorea; Rhabditida; Aphelenchoididae. The record is from the annotation of a GenBank genome assembly.